Molecule: messenger RNA, 2631 nt
Organism: Ictalurus furcatus (blue catfish)
Lineage: Eukaryota; Metazoa; Chordata; Actinopteri; Siluriformes; Ictaluridae
Gene: ywhaba
Product: tyrosine 3-monooxygenase/tryptophan 5-monooxygenase activation protein, beta polypeptide a
Exons: 6
Coding region: 168-902 (244 amino acids)
Biological process (GO): signal transduction
Cellular component (GO): cytoplasm
Source: RefSeq, a predicted model, not a curated record
GGUUACUAUGGAUACUGGCCGGGGUGGAGUUUACAGGAGGCGGAAGUGUUAACGCAGGCGGAAGUGGUACUGCCCUGAAUUCCCUGAGCAGCGAAACGGAGGACGGAUUGAUACUCCAAGCAUUUAGAGACAAAAAGUAGGACUCGAAAUAUAUUUAAAUUAUCGACAUGGAUAAGAGUGACCUAGUGCAGAAGGCUAAACUGGCCGAACAGGCUGAACGCUAUGACGACAUGGCAUCCUCUAUGAAGGCCGUCACUGAAGGUGGAGGUGAGCUGUCUAACGAGGAGCGCAAUCUGCUAUCCGUGGCUUACAAGAACGUGGUGGGUGCUCGCCGCUCCUCUUGGCGUGUAAUCUCCAGCAUUGAGCAGAAGACGGAGGGGAGUGAGAAGAAACAGCAGAUGGCACGAGAAUACCGUGAGAAAAUUGAGUCUGAGCUACAGGAAAUCUGCAAUGAUGUGCUGGCACUUCUUGAGAAGUACCUCAUACCUAAUGCUAGCCAGGCAGAGAGCAAAGUCUUCUACCUGAAAAUGAAGGGAGACUACUACAGAUACUUAUCUGAGGUGGCAUCAGGCGAUGAAAAAAAAUUAACAGUGGACCACUCUCAGAAGGCUUACCAGGAUGCAUUUGAUAUCAGCAAGAAAGAGAUGCAGCCUACACACCCUAUCAGGCUGGGGCUUGCGCUCAACUUUUCUGUGUUUUACUAUGAAAUUCUAAACACCCCAGAGCAGGCCUGCAGUUUGGCAAAGACGGCUUUUGAUGAAGCGAUCGCUGAGCUUGACACUUUGAAUGAGGACUCUUACAAAGACAGCACCCUGAUUAUGCAGCUACUAAGGGACAACCUUACUCUGUGGACAUCAGAAAACCAGGGGGACGAGGGGGACGCUGGAGAGGGCGAGAAUUAAAGGCAUUGCACUUCACUGUUUAAAUCCACCCACACUCUUGAUCUUACACAUACAGCCCAUAGUUCCCUACUCCAUCUACUUCACCCUAACUUGCCUUUCUGUAUGAUGAGCAGCAUGAAUUGUAUCUGACAUACAAGUCUCUGCCCCUCUGAGAUCAAGGCACAGGGUAAUGUUCGAUUCUUUGACGGCUGAGAUGUUUUGAACACGUCUGUUUGGAUGUCUUGUGGGAGGGGAGGGGGUGUUAAAUAUAGGUGUACUGUGGCCUAAUACUGCUAAUUUUUUAAAAAGGUAAUGCAUUAUACUAUAUUUCACUCCUCUCUAUCCUGUCUUCUCAGUGGUUUUAUCAAAAAACUUUAUUAAACUGUCCAUUUAAUUUAAUAAUCACUGUGAUGCUUAAUUCCCCCCUCCCUACUUCCUGGUUAAAUUGGAAAUAGCUUUAUUGGUAUGAGCAGUACAAUUCUGUCGCAACUCAUACAGAAAGGAAGUAAACAGGCUGUAUUGUGACACUGACUAAUAUGCAUUAUUACUGUUGUCAUGCAAUGUUCAUAAUUUUUUACUUUGCAUGAGUCCAAGAAUGAAAAUAAAAGGGACCUGAGGUUGUCAUUCCAGUUCUACAAUUUAACCAUGAUCUUAAACAUUCCAUUAGUAGGUAAUAUUAGACUUUUUCCAUGAAACUGGAGUGUUUAUCAUGAAGAACUGUCAAAGGGCAGUUAGGUGGUGCUGUUUAACACCAGUAAAACGUUCUUGAUGUCACUUCAACAUUUUUUCUUCAACAUUGAACACACUAUACAGUUACAUAAGGUGAAAAAUGUCUCGAAUUGAAAUGUAAUCCUACUUCAAAAAACAUUUAAAGAAGUUAGUUUCCAAGUCAUUUUUCCCUGUUAUUUCAUCCUUUCCCCAAAAAUGUUCAUGAUCAAUCAAUGCCUGUUCCCCCCUGUACUUGAUCCACUUCUGACCAUUCUAGUUAUGAUUUGACUGAGCUUGACAAUAUUCUCAUUUGUUGUGGAGCAUUUGUUCCAUCUUUGUCUUGGCCACUGAUUACACUUAGUUUUGGAAUAAAUUGCAGUCUCUGUGGUAACCAUGAGAACAAACCCACUGUGCUUUCACCUGUUUUUGAAAUAUUUUGCAUUUGCCUGAAUUUUCUCUUCCAGUUCAACUGUGUUCAAAUUAUAGAGGGUACUAUUGCUCUUUUAGGAAACUAGAGGAAUGUGAAGGGAGUAUUCCAGAUCUUCUCAUUCAGUGUCACAAUACCUUGUCACAUCAUUAACAUUCUACUUCGGUGUAGAACUCCUGUCUCCAACUGAAGACACAAUGUUCAUGCACUGAAGUAAAAACACGUCUCCCCAUAGCUGAACAAACAGUUAUUCUAUGCUUGAGAGAAAAAAAAAGUACAGUAGUGAAUGUGGAGCCGAGCCUGUCUGUAUAUCUGGUAUCUCAGAUCGCUUUUGUUUUUACUGACCAGUAUUCUGCCUCCAGUUAGCUUCUGUGAUGGUUUUAUCGCUUUAGCGCGCACGUGGUUGUGAAAAAAUUUAGAGUAGCUUGAAAGUCCCAAAUAAAAAAUAAAAAUGGAAAAAAAAAAAAUAAAUCCUAGUACAACCCUGGUUAUUGACGUAAUACUAGAUUUGUGUAUGUCUUUUAAACAGUUCUAGUUUCACCUUACAUGUUAUAAUCAGGAAAAGUGUAAACGACAAUUUAAAGUGAAAUAAAAGUUUUAUCGGUUCCAAAUUUG